Molecule: messenger RNA, 3396 nt
Organism: Paramecium tetraurelia
Lineage: Eukaryota; Ciliophora; Oligohymenophorea; Peniculida; Parameciidae
Exons: 5
Source: RefSeq, a predicted model, not a curated record
AUGGGUCAAGAGCAAUCAAAAUUAUUUAAGCGUCAACCUUGUACCUUACAAUACAAAUAUGAUGAUCAUGAUAUAUCAUUGAAAUUCGACCCUAAAGCAAAGGUGGGAUACCAAAAACCUUUGCGAUUUUAGGAAAUUGUACAUAUAAAUCCAGCAUUACGAGAUUUGGAUAAGGAUAUCCUCAUCUAAUUGCAAUUUUUACAUGAGCAAGCACUCAAAUUAAUCAUUUUUGAGAAAUUAAAGAAAUGCGAUGAAUUAGUGAUAUUGUACUAAGCUACCAAAUUCAUUGUUAAUUGUACUUCAAAUGAGUGCUUGGAACUUAUUAAUACUUUUAAUAUCAUCAACAUCUUAACUUAAAAGCAGGAACAGGACUUAGACAAAUAAAUAUUGAUUAUUAUUAUUAUACACAACAUUGUUGGCAAACUACCUUCAAUUAUAUUGGAAUAAUAAUAAAUAUUAUGGCUGAUUAGACAUUUGAAUCCUUAUAAUGCUCUAAAUGUUGCUUUAAUUUUAUAGAUAUUAGCAGAUAUUUGUGUAAAUCAAGAUAAAUGCAUUGAGAAUAUCAUUGAAAUUCUAAAUAAACUCAAGGAUGAAGCCAAAUGGAGAUUUGCCACUGAACCCAUAUUCAAAAUCAUGGAAGUCUAAUAAAACAUUUAUCUAAUAAGAGAUGCAUGCACAUUUAUAAAUGCUUUAGCAGAGACUCAUUCAGAUGACGAAAUGUGUGAAUUGAUUAAAUAAUAAAUCCAGCAAUAUGGUCUAACAGUAAUUUAUGAUGAUGUAAAGCUAAAACUCAAAAAUUAAGAAUAUUAAAUAUCUCAUUGCUCUUAUGAAUAUGCUAUGCAAUUUUUGUAUGACUAAAAAUAUAUUCCGCAUUACUCUCAAGUUGAUAACUACUAUUUCAACAAUCUUUAGGAAUUUGAUCCCAAAAAGCCAUUGAUAUUUAAAUAUGGAUACUUUGAUGAAAUUUUUAAUACAGAUCCAGACUAUUUUGAAAUGUAAAAGAAUCAACUUUAAGUUUAAUUGGAUGUUUAUGAUUAAUUCAUUUAGCCAGCUUUCAAUCCAAAUAAAACUAUGUUGGAAAGGUAAAAUCCCUUAUUUUUAUCUACUAUAACCAAAAAAGGAAGUGAGGAGGGUUUAGUUGGUGCUUUGAAAGGAUUAUGGGAAAAUAAACCAAGUGAAACAACAAAUUAAUAGAUUAUAUUGAAUGCCAUCAAAAAGGCCAACUCAUUGCCUGAAAUACAAGAAUUACUUGUUAAAUUGAAUGAGGAAUCUUCUGGGGUUUCUGUUCUGUCUAGAUUGAUCGAUUUGUUAACAAGAAAAUUGGAUCAGAUUAUGGCAGAUUAAAAGAAAAGAGAUCAAAUGAAGAAGGAAAGGGAAGAAGGAUAUAAAUAAUAAAUUGCAUAUUUACAAUUAGAAAUUAAACAGAGAACUAGCUAGGAAAGUUAAAGAGAUUUAAAGAACCUUAAUGAAAAACUAAAUCAACUCAUAGAUGAAAACAAAAAGUUGCAAGAUCAAAGCUAAUAAUACUCUUAACUCAAAAAUAAAUUCUAAGAUAUGUCAGGUUAAUUGUUAGAAGCUUAGAAGGUUAUGGCUAAAGCCUAAUAAGUAGCAGAAUUAGAAGCAAAGUUAGAAGAAUAUGCUAGUGAAAUAAACAGAUUAAAAACUACUCAUAUUCAACCCUAAUUAUGUAAAAUACAGGCAUCAGAUGGAGGCUCAGAACCUCCUCCUAACCCAACUGACAAUAUUACAACAGUUUAAGCAGCUCCUUAAAAGGCUGCUCCACCACCUCCUCCUCCUCCACCUCCACCGCCACCUCCCCCUUCGGCAAAAUCUUAAGUUCCACCUCCACCACCACCUCCUCCCUCUGUUCCUAAAUCUACUAACAAUUCUGCACCUCCUCCACCGCCACCACCACCUCCUCCCCCAGGAGGCAAAACUGGAGCUCCACCUCCACCACCUCCUCCCCCUGGAGCUAAAGCUGGUGGUCCUCCUCCUCCACCUCCUCCACCUGGUGGAAAAGCUCCUCCUCUUCCUAAUGCAAAACCUGCUGUACCAACAAAACCUAAAUGUUAACCAACAGUGCCAAUGAAAGGAUUAAGUUGGAAUAUUUUAAAACCAGAUUAAAUUGGAAAUUCAGUAUUUUAAGGAAUGAAUGAGAAUGAAAUUAAAUUUGAUAUUAAAUCUUUAGAAGAGAAAUUCGCUUCUAAACCUGCAAAAUAAAUCCAAUAGAGUGUUGGUGCAAGCGAUAAAAAAAAAGAAGUUUAGAAAAUCAGUUUAUUGAGUGGGGAGAGAACAAAGAAUAUAGAGCUCAUAUUGGGUAAAUUAAGAAUGAGUAAUGAAAAAAUAAAGAAUGCUUUAUUAGAAUGCGAUAAAUCAACCUUGAAUUUAAAUGUGAUAGAAUCUUUAUUAAAUGUUGUUCCAACUGAUUAAGAAAGAUCUUUGUAUGCAAAUCCCGAAGAAUUAGAUAGGGAGAGUUUAUAAUUGUCUGAUCUAUUUUACUUAGAGUUGUGUUAGGUUCCAGCACAUGCAGAUAGAAUGUAGGCUAUUAGAGCUGAGUUUUUGGGAAUAGACAUGUGUAAGGAAUGCAGAGGAAAAUUAAAACAAUUAAAGAAGGGAUUUGAAUUUUAGAAGAAUGAUGAACCAUUCAAAUUAUUGAUAAAAUGCACAUUAGCCAUAGGUAAUUAUGUAAAUGGGGAUUCUGCUAGAGGUGGAGCCUUUGGGUUCAAAAUAGAUGCUAUAGCAAAAGCAGCAGAUAUAAAGAGUACAGAUGGAAAAGAAACAUUAUUAAUGAGUAUUGUUUAAGAGUGCGAAUAAAUUUAUGAAAAGCAAGGAAAGGGACCAUUUUUCUCAAAUGAUCGCAAUGAUCUUCUUGAAUUUAUGUGUAAAUUACCUAUUUCUUAGAUGAAUAUUGAUAUAAAUGAAAUAAAGAAAGUAUAGAAGUUUGUUUAGCUUGCAAUAAAGAGUUAAUCUAAGCAUCCUAAUGAUAAAGUAAGUAGAUUUGAAGAAUUGUCAUAAUAACUAUUAUUGGAAAUAACAGAUUUAUCUCAACUUUUAUCAACAUGUGAAUCAAUAUAUUCAGAUCUAUGUAUAUUUUAUUGUGAAAAUCCAAAAACUCUAUAGAGUGAUGCAUUUUUCUAAUCCAUCCAAUCAGUUUGGAAUAAUUGCAUUAGAUCCAAACAACAAAUAGAAAAGUUAUAAUAAUUAAAGAUCAAAGAAGAAUAAAGGAAUAAAUUAGAAUAACAGAAGAAACAACAGUAACCAAUUGCAAAUUAGGCCAAUAUGCAUGAAUCAUUGCCAAAAAGAGUGGGGGCAUUACAAUAGCUGUAAUAAUCUUUACCAAGUGAUGCAGUUAAUUAAUUAAGAAUGAUGAAAUAAAACAAAAAUGAAAACAACUGA